Messenger RNA from Paramecium pentaurelia, 445 nucleotides. Lineage: Eukaryota; Ciliophora; Oligohymenophorea; Peniculida; Parameciidae. The record is from the annotation of a GenBank genome assembly.
AUGGGUUUAUGUUCUUCAUCUUAACAGAAACAACCAAGACCAUUGAUUAGAUUAGUGAAAGUUGAGAUGGACAAUAAAGAUGUUAAUUAUUUAUAAACUUUAAAUCUUUGGAGAACCAUUGACAAAUAAAUAGUCUUGCUUAAAAAUAACCAUUAGAUUUCAUCAAAGUUAUUAAAUUAAACUGAUCAGAUCAAUACUUUCUUAAUAUUAAACUAAGGAUAGAACUUAAAAAAAAACUUAUAGACCUUUUUUAAACUAUUUGAUGAUUUUUAAAUUUCAUUUACUUAGGAAAUUAUGCAAAAUGAAUCAAUUUGGGUUAAUUAUUCUUGUAUAUUUAAAAAUCUUGAUUAAUUAUGUGAAAAUUUUGCUGACAUAGGUUUUUGUUCAAAAGGUAUAUAAUUAAAAUAAUAAAUUAGUUUAAACUUAGUCUUUAACUAAAUAUUGA